AUGGAUUAUGAAAACCAGACUUUGUUGAAGGAAUUGAUCUUGAUUGGAUUUACUCAGAACCCGCAGACAGGAAUAUUACUGUCCGUUAUGUUCUUAUUCUUGUAUAUGGUGAUCAUCCUGGGGAACAGUUUUCUGAUCUUCACCGUCACCCUCAGUCCGCAGUUACACACUCCUAUGUAUUAUUUCCUCUGUAAUUUGUCUUUUAUUGAUUUGGGCUUCACAUCCUGCUCUAUACCAAAAAUUCUCUUUGAUCUAUUUUUUAAUACAAGGACAAUUUCUGUCACUGGAUGUUUGGCCCAAAUGAGCCUUAGUAUUUGUUUAGGUGCAGCUGAGUGUAUAUUACUGGCGGUGAUGGCCUAUGACCGAUAUAUUGCUAUAUGCUCCCCCUUAUAUUACACCACCAUUAUGAGCUGGAGGGUCUGUAGAUCCAUCACAGUCAUUAUGUGGUUGGGAAGUUUUUACUUUUGUCUUACCCCGACCAUCAUAAAACCUCUUGUGUUCUGUAGGGGAAACAUGUUGGACCAUAUUUCUUGUGAGAUUUUAGUGGUCAUAGAGCUGGCGUGUGGUGAUCUUUCCGCUACUAAAUACUUAUUAAUUGUUCAUAGUUUUAUUCUUCUGUUAUUGCCUCUUAAAUUCAUUGUUGUGACAUAUAUUUUCAUCAUCGCCUCAAUAGUAAACAUGCAGUCAGUUCAGGGUAGAUCGAAAGCCUUCUCCACCUGCGCCUCCCACCUCACUGUGGUUAUUAUGUUUUAUGGGACAACUCUGAUCACCUACACAGGACAAGCAAGAUUGUCUUCUUACCUUAAAUACAUUUCUCUAAAUUAUGGGAUUGUUACUCCAGUAUUAAAUCCUUUGAUCUACAGUGUGAGGAAUAAUGAAGUGAAAGACGCCUUUAAGAAAAUACUAAUGAAAUAUUCUGACCAUUUCAGGAAGACAAACAUUGGACUAAGAAAUUAA
Messenger RNA from Hyla sarda, 957 nucleotides. Its product is annotated as olfactory receptor 13C9-like. NCBI's taxonomy places the organism in Eukaryota, Metazoa, Chordata, Amphibia, Anura, Hylidae. Gene Ontology annotation, cellular component: membrane. Gene Ontology annotation, biological process: G protein-coupled receptor signaling pathway. The record is from RefSeq and is a predicted model, not a curated record. The transcript has a single exon. The coding region runs from base 1 to 957 and encodes 318 amino acids. Gene Ontology annotation, molecular function: G protein-coupled receptor activity; olfactory receptor activity.